CCCUGUCCGCCGCUACGUCAGAUGGGAAGGGCGAUGGCGGUGUUCAGGUAAGUGCGCCAGUGUGUGAAGGCGACGCACAGAGGAGUCACUGUGCGCAGCGUCGGAGAGAAUACAGCAGGAGACCAGCUGCCACGUUCGUGAGUCGUCAAAGAACGACUUGAUAAAACAGUAACAAGAGCGCGUGAACUGUUGAUAAUUGAAAGCAAAAGUGACGAUUGUUCCUCUAAACUUGAUAGCUCCGAGAAUACAACGAAAUCUGAUUGUUACUUCUGUUUUUGGGAAGUUAAAGCGGAGCAUCUCCACCGUCAUGUUCAGUUGGGUGAAUAAGGAACAAGGAGGGAGAAACAAGGAGGGCGAGAUGUAUCAAACAGUAACGGAGGGACUUCAAGCUCUUUAUUCAAAGAAAUUAUUACCGUUGGAGGAAACGUACCUUUUUCAUGAUUUCCACUCUCCGGCUUUGGAGGCAGCAGAUUUCCAGAGCAAACCAAUGGUCCUCCUUGUCGGCCAGUACUCCACUGGGAAAACAACGUUCAUCAGGUACCUGCUGGAGCAGGAUUUCCCAGGGAUGCGGAUCGGCCCAGAGCCCACCACCGAUGGAUUCAUCGCCGUCAUGCACGGGGACACCGAGGGCGUCGUCCCUGGAAACGCCCUGGUCGUCGACCCCAAGAAACCCUUCCGUAAACUUAACGCCUUUGGAAACUCCUUCCUCAACAGGUUUAUUUGUUCCCAGAUGCCUAACCAAGUGCUACAGAGUAUCAGCAUCAUCGACACUCCGGGCAUCCUGUCUGGAGAGAAGCAACGCAUCAGCAGAGGCUACGACUUCUCCGAGGUUCUGCGCUGGUUCGGCGAGCGCGUGGACCGGAUCAUCCUCCUGUUCGACGCCCACAAGCUGGACAUCUCCGACGAGUUCUCUGAGGCCAUCAAGGCGUUCCGCGGGCAGGACGACAAGAUCCGCGUGGUCCUCAACAAGGCCGACCAGGUGGACUCCCAGCAGCUGAUGCGUGUCUACGGCGCCCUCAUGUGGUCGCUUGGCAAGGUGAUCAACACGCCGGAGGUGGCCCGGGUCUACCUGGGAUCUUUCUGGGCCAAGCCGCUCCAGAACUCCGAAAACCGCCGGCUAUUCGAGGCGGAGACCCAAGACCUGUUCAGAGACAUCCAGAGUUUGCCGAGGAACGCCGCCUUGCGCAAGCUCAACGACCUCAUAAAGCGAGCCCGCCUUGCUAAGGUGCACGCCUACAUCAUCAGCUACCUGAAGAAGGAGAUGCCGUCUCUGUUUGGGAAGGAGAAGAAGAAGGAGGAACUGAUCAUGAGGCUUCCAGAAAUCUACACACUGCUACAGAGAGAGCACCACAUCUCCCCUGGAGACUUCCCCAACGUCGGCAAGAUGCAGGAGCAGCUCCAGCACUACGACUUCAGCAAGUUCCCCUCCCUCAAGAUCAAACUGAUCGAGUCCGUUGACAGAAUGCUGGCCAACAAGAUUUCAGGCCUGAUGACCAUGAUCCGUGAUGAGGAGAGCAAAGCCCCGCCCCCGAUGGUGUCAGGCGGGGCGUUCGAGGACACUCAGGAUGGCCCGUUCGGACACGGCUACGGCGAGGGCAUCAGCGCCGGCGCCGACACCGAGGACUGGAUCGUGAGCCGGGAUAAACACAAGUACGACGAGAUCUUCUACAUGCUCAUGCCCGUUAACGGGAAGAUCGCAGGCGUCAACGCCAAGAAGGAGAUGAUGAACUCGCACCUGCCCAACACGGUGCUGGGAAAGAUCUGGAAGCUGGCGGACUGCGACAAGGACGGGAUGCUGGACGAUGAGGAGUUUGCCCUGGCGCAGCAUCUCAUCAAGGUGAAGCUGGAGGGGUACGAGCUGCCGGCAGAGCUGCCUUCACACCUGGUCCCCCCUUCACACCGCAAGAACCCCACUGCAGACACCCUGUACAACCACGAGGAGGACUAGUCAACACGCUGAUUAACCUUCUUAUUAACAAACUCACGUCCGGAGAGUGCACAGGUUUGGUUAGAAUGUCAUUCAUGUGUUGGGAAUUUAAGAAUAAGAGCAGGAUUUUCACAAUAAAAGCCUCCCCUUAAUUGACUCCCUGAUGAGGAGUAAACACCCAACUAACUGCCACAUACACAUGCAGUGACUGUGAACAUGGAACCAAAGCCUUACUUUGUUACUGAUUGUCUUUGCUCACUUUUUGACAUUUACUACUUUGCAUCCAGAGAUUAGUUUAACAUAUCGAGGAUUCAAACGUCAAUGUCAAAGUGAAUUUAUGUUUUUUAUUGUCUUGAAUGUGUAAUCUACUGUCAGAAAAUAUACAAUGAGAAGUGAACCUUUUAAGCGCUCCCCAACACGUGUGUUUAUUUAACAUCCCUCGAGUAACUUCCUGUCUAACACUCAGAAACAGGAAGUUAGUGUGAUGGACUGUUGCAGGGUUAGAGAGCAUGUCCUCCUGUUUUAACAGCAGACAACAGAGGAACAGGCUAUUAACUACCUGAACAUAAGAGUACACACAGAGAGAAAAUACAUUCUGUCUCUCUUCACAUCACUUAACUGCUAUCACUGUAAAAUAUUCCUGUAGGCCUUCAUCCAGAUUGUGCAUUGUUUUUGAGUAACAAAUUAACAUUACUAUAUCUAAACCUAUGAUGGGAGUUAUAUCCUUGAGGACACAUAAGUCACACACAAAGCUUGCCUUAAAGCCAUGUGCCUAAGCAGAAAUGCCAGGUCUGUAACCUUUUUUUCAGUUGGCCAGAUAUACCUGUAGCAGAUUUGGAUGAAGAAGAAGAAGCAAUUAAUUAUGAAAAUAUGCAAAUUAAAAAAAAUUAAUUUUUGGAACAUGUUACAUUUUAUAAUGUAUUCAAUAAUGUUUCUUUGAUAAUCCUCAAUUUUUACGUUUUUGUUUAGUUGAAAUGUUCUUAGUCAGCCUCACAAACUAGUGGUAUCAUGGCCCAUUCUGGUCUUUGAUGGGAUGUUUCUUAUGAUGUUAUGCUGAACUGUCCUCAGGCUAAACUGAUCCUCUCAGAUAUUUUCCAGUGCCCCUGGGAAAUGAAUUGAUACAAUAUAAUUCAUGGAUCUCAGUCCUUUAUCUUGUACAGCUUCAACAUUGUAGUAUUUUGCCAUUGUAAAUGACUGUUUGUGAAUACUGAUUAAACAAUCGCGCUGUA
Hypomesus transpacificus is the source of this 3156-nucleotide messenger RNA. RefSeq names its product EH-domain containing 4 (gene ehd4). Lineage: Eukaryota; Metazoa; Chordata; Actinopteri; Osmeriformes; Osmeridae. Gene Ontology annotation, biological process: endocytosis; endosomal transport. The record is from RefSeq and is a predicted model, not a curated record. Gene Ontology annotation, molecular function: GTP binding; protein binding; calcium ion binding. Bases 308 to 1948 code for a protein of 546 amino acids. The transcript is spliced from 6 exons. Gene Ontology annotation, cellular component: plasma membrane; cytoplasm.